This is a messenger RNA of Lycium ferocissimum, 1124 nucleotides long. RefSeq lists its product as uncharacterized. Gene Ontology annotation, cellular component: cytosol. The record is from RefSeq and is a predicted model, not a curated record. Lineage: Eukaryota; Viridiplantae; Streptophyta; Magnoliopsida; Solanales; Solanaceae. Gene Ontology annotation, biological process: response to oxidative stress. The transcript has 6 exons. Gene Ontology annotation, molecular function: glutathione peroxidase activity. Bases 249 to 992 code for a protein of 247 amino acids.
UGACUUGCUUACACUGCUGAAUAACCUUCACUUUAGCGAGCUGUAGGACAAACUACAUUCGAGAGGAGAAAGGAAACUUUGAAUAGAAGGAUCGAUCAAAAUAUAUCACAUAAUUGAGAAGGGUGUGUGUGUGUGUGUGUGUGAUCUUAUGUAAUCGGAAUCACUUGCACAUUACGUAGUGAUCUCUAUAUAUAAAAGUAUAGCCCAAACUCAAAGAGCAAAGCAACACAAAACAAAAUAAAAUAAAGAUGAGCUUUAUGGUUGUUUCAUCACCUUUGAAUGCUCUAUCACUUUCCAAACUAAGAGUAAACUCCAAGCACUCUUCUUCACCCUCUAAGGCUCUUUGUAUUUUAUCUUACAAGAUUUCUCUUGAAUCCAGCUCCAAAUCUUCAUUUAUCCAUGGUGAUUUCACUUUUCCUUCACCAAAUUUCUCAACAUUUGUAUCAAAGUAUCCAUCUUUGAAUAUUAUCACUGCCCAAACCUCUCCACUUGGAGAACAUAUUAUCUAUGAUUUCCAAGCAAAGGUAAAGGGAAGAGGUCUCUCACUCAGUUGCUUCAGAGAGAAAGUUGUUUUGAUCGUCAAUGUUCCUGAUAAAGGUUCUGUGUGGACAGAGUCGCAGUACGAAUUACUUCAUUAUCUCUAUGACAACUAUAAAUCUCAAGGGUUUGAGAUAGCUGCAUUUCUCUAUGAUAAGAAAGAAACUGACAGGGCAGGAUAUAGAUAUGCACAAAAGGCACCACCAGGAGGCCAGCUGCAGAUUAGUGCUGCUAAGUUUCGAUUAUUCGACAAGGUAAAAGUCAAUGGUCGAAGGGCACAUCCACUUUUUGUACAUCUGAGGUCGAAAUUUUGUAGAGGAGAACUUAUCAAGACUGAAUUUCAGAAGUUUUUGGUGGAUAAAAAUGGAGUACCUUACAAAUACUUCGGAUUGGACACUCCACGUCGUGAGAUAGAGGAAGAGGUUAAGCAUUUACUCUUGGAGGAUGCAGUUUGACAAGUUUAAGCUUCUUCCUAGGAUGGCACAUUAUUUACUUUGACCUUGGCGUUUUCAGUUCUUACUUAUCUUCAAUUUUUUGUUUAUCUCUUGGAGAACACGUGUUAAGAUAAGCAAUUUAUGUCUGAAUUA